AUGAUUUUUUCAAAGAUUAAAGAAUUAGCAGCGUUAAAUAAAAUUGAAUUAAUUAAUGCUAAAAGUGAACUAAUAACCGAUGGAAGUGGUGAUGGAAAUGAUGUUUUUCAAAAACAAAUAUAUGCAAAAACAUAUGGAAUUUAUUUUUUGGUUGAAUUUGAAGUGUACAUGUCUGAUUCGAUUAUCAAAAGUCUUAAGAUUAUGAUUAAUGAGGCAAUUAGACGAGAAAUAGGAGGUUUUUUUGAAAGUGCAGAGAAAAACCGAAAUAUUCAUGUUUUAUUCAAAGGAAUUGUCAAUUAUGCAAGAAUAAACCAACAACGUACACAAUUGUUUAAAUAUUUAAAGCAAAAAUAUUCAAAAUUGAUAACGGACUCUAUGAUUUUAUCACCACCUUUACAAGAAUUUAACAAACAAGAAGAGAUAAAUUUAUUGUUUGUAUGGAAUUUGAGCUUAACUUCAUUAGGUCGUGUUAUAAUUACUGACUUGAAAUUAAUACCACUCAUACCGAUUAUGUCACAUCAAUGGAAGACAUUAGAUGUAUUUAAUAUAAUUGAUCAAAUACCAAGUCAUUUUCAACAGCUUGUAGAAGUUAAAGGUGUUCAAUUUGCUGUUGAAAUAAUUGUUAAAAUUUUAUUUGGGUUGAAUAAGAAAACAUAG
Messenger RNA from Entrophospora candida, 657 nucleotides. The record is from the annotation of a GenBank genome assembly. NCBI's taxonomy places the organism in Eukaryota, Fungi, Glomeromycota, Glomeromycetes, Entrophosporales, Entrophosporaceae.